Molecule: messenger RNA, 1830 nt
Organism: Lytechinus variegatus (green sea urchin)
Lineage: Eukaryota; Metazoa; Echinodermata; Echinoidea; Temnopleuroida; Toxopneustidae
Product: doublesex- and mab-3-related transcription factor A2-like
Exons: 1
Coding region: 426-1118 (230 amino acids)
Biological process (GO): sex differentiation; regulation of transcription by RNA polymerase II
Cellular component (GO): nucleus
Molecular function (GO): DNA-binding transcription factor activity, RNA polymerase II-specific; RNA polymerase II cis-regulatory region sequence-specific DNA binding
Source: RefSeq, a predicted model, not a curated record
GAAUGAGACUCAAGUUAUAUACAUGUGUGUCAAGUUAGUGCGGUUCCUCCUCUCGAGUGUCUUUUGAUAUGUUGAUGUGUCUAUCGGAGUGCGGACAGAUCUUUCAAAAGUGACCAUUGCACAGGCUGGAUGCCUCAGAUUUGUUUUGUAAACAAUUCGUUUACCAUCUCUUAUUCGGAACUUUUUGGUACUGGUAUUUCUUGCCACUUGGUUUUAAAAUCGGGAAGAUAGUUUGAUUUGGAACAACAUUUCUUGGACACUGAUUUCAGAAAGCAUUGCAAAGACUAAGUUCAUUGCAUCUGGCAUUAUAAUAUGAUAUUUUCACUGAAUGAAUGUAUUGAUUUAUGUUUGAUUUGACGAACUGAAACUAAAGUUUGUGAGGCUUUUAUUCGUUUUAUUCUUUUCUCUGGAGUUGACACCGUGCCAUGAAUCUUGGAGGUCCAAGCGACCCACCAACGCACUCACAUCCGCCGCAUACUUCUACAUCACCCACCGAUAUGCCCGUGGUUCCUCCCCAGCUCCAGCCCGGCCACCACAUCCACCGUCCCGCUCAUCAUCACCUCCACCAAUCGGGCAUGCCGCCACCGUCCGGCGGUUCGACUGGGAUGCUGCUCCGAGCCGAGAAGCCUUACCCUCGCACGCCCAAGUGUGCCCGGUGCCGCAACCACGGGGUGGUGUCGGCGCUCAAAGGCCACAAGAGAUACUGUCGAUGGCGUGACUGCAUCUGCGCCAAGUGUACCCUGAUAGCAGAGAGGCAGAGGGUGAUGGCCGCCCAAGUGGCUCUCAGAAGACAACAGGCGCAAGAAGAGAAUGAAGCGAAGGAACUUGGACUUUAUUACGAGACAUCCGAUGGUGCUAUCUACGCCAUGAACGGGAUUGCUGUCCAGACCCACAAAGGGUAUGACCCCUACAGGAACCAACAGCAAUCAGAACAAGGACAAGGACAAACCCAACAAGGUAGGUCAAACAAUUCCGUUUUCUUUUUCACCUUUUCUAGAUCCACUUGGUUGAAAUUAAUGUGGAACCUUUUGAUUGCUAAUGUUUUUGUUGAAGGAAUAUCAAUCCCUGAUGACAAGAAGAUGAAUAUUAAAACUUCCGUUGCUCUUCUUACCAUUUAAUUGUCCUAUAUCAUUGGAUCAAUAACCAUGUGCUGUAAAAUCCGGACGAACAAAUCUUGUCCUUAUAAAGCUACCAACAUAUUUCAUUACCAUGAUAACUAACCAGAAUAAAACGUCCUUAAGUUCAAGCUCAUCUUGUGCAAAACUUGCUGACCCGAAUAAAAUCACGACAGACAGAUCUUUCAAACCGGGUGUUUCCAUCCAGAAGUAUGGCAAGGUGUGGUUAAGAAUUUUGGAAAGAUUUUGAAAAAUACUAAAUGUACUAGAACAAAGUACAGAUUACUCUACAUGGAAUAUUGUUAGACUACAAAUACAAUUUGAUAGCCCCGCAGUAAACACAAAAAGGGAUAAAAAUGAAGGCCUUCAAUUCAAAAGGUCGUGAAACAUUUAUGGGCAAUGAUUAUUACUAUGCUAUGAAGGUAACUAACUUUUUUAACAUUAAAUGAUUAAUAUGAGUCCUCUAAUCAUGGUCAUCUUAAUAUUUAUUCUUGUAACCAACGAAACUCUUGUCUAGAAAAGAAGACGCAUAUUCAUGAAACGCGGAUUUUUAUAUUCAGAAACGUUGGUAAUAUUUUGUUUCCAAUUGCACAACAGUUCUUUAUACACUAAUGACUUACAAAUCACACUUAAACAGUGUUUUGUAAAUGUUUUUCAAUUCACUUUCUUUAACUCUUGAAUAUUUUAUAAAGGUUUGAUUGGUGGGUGAUAUGUU